UGUGCCGAGUGGUGGGAGACAAGGCGGCGGUAAUGUUGCCGCCUGCGUAAACAACGCCGAGGAGGCCUCGGCGCUUGAGGCCCCAGCAAGCGCGGAGGAUAGUCCGGCUGGGGUCGUGACUUCGGGCGCUUGCCCGGCCAUGGUGGCUGCAGGCGGUGGUUGGCGCGGUAGCGCUUGGUGCCGGGGUCGUGCGGGGCCCGGGCAGUCGCGGCGCUGACGCCCGUGGGUCCCAGCCGCUGAUAUGAAGCGGAGCCGCUGCCGUGACCGUCCGCAGCCGCCGCCGGCCGCCCGCCGGGAGGAUGGGGUUUUGCGGGCGGCGGAGCUGCCCCAGCUCCAGCCCUUGUCCCCGCGCCGGCGAGCGCCGCCCGGGAGGCAGCGGAUGGAGGAGCGGACCGGGCUAGCGGGGCCGGAGGGCAAAGAGCAGGAUGUGGUAACUGGGCUUAGUCCCCUACUCUUCAGGAAGCUCAGUAAUCCUGACAUACUUUCAUCCACUGGAAAAGCUAAACUCCAACGACAGCUUAGUCAGGAUGACUGUAAGUUACGGAGAGGAAGUCUGGCCAGUUCUCUGUCAGGCAGCUAACUGGCAACUCUGAAGAAGGUGUCUGAUGAACUCUUCAGGAAAGUGGUGACUUCGAUUAACUCCUCAGGAAAUGCUUCGCUGGUUAGCUGAAGAAGAAGUGAAGGCCCUUUAACUUUCUGGCUUA
Messenger RNA from Choloepus didactylus (southern two-toed sloth), 704 nucleotides. RefSeq names its product microtubule-associated serine/threonine-protein kinase 2-like. The transcript has 2 exons. Lineage: Eukaryota; Metazoa; Chordata; Mammalia; Pilosa; Megalonychidae. Bases 242 to 580 code for a protein of 112 amino acids. The record is from RefSeq and is a predicted model, not a curated record.